Molecule: messenger RNA, 1176 nt
Organism: Cyclopterus lumpus (lumpfish)
Lineage: Eukaryota; Metazoa; Chordata; Actinopteri; Perciformes; Cyclopteridae
Product: chymotrypsin-like elastase family member 2A
Exons: 10
Coding region: 10-1176 (388 amino acids)
Biological process (GO): proteolysis
Molecular function (GO): serine-type endopeptidase activity
Source: RefSeq, a predicted model, not a curated record
ACCGUCACAAUGAAGUUUGUGAUCUUGGCUUUGUUUGUCGCUGGUGCCUACGGGUGUGGCCUGCCCACCUUCCAGCCCACCAUCACCAGGGUGGUUGGUGGAGAUGAUGUCCGUGAGAACAGCUGGCCCUGGCAGGUGUCUCUGCAGUACAAGAGUGGAAGCAGUUACUACCACACUUGCGGUGGCACCCUGAUCUCCAACCAGUGGGUCCUGACUGCAGCCCACUGCAUCAGCAGUCGCACCUACAGAGUCUACCUGGGAAAACACAAUCUGAAGACCAACAAUGAGGCUGGUUCCAUCGCCAUCAGCCCCGCCAAGAUCGUCGUCCACGAGAACUGGGACUCCUACAAGAUCCGUAACGACAUCGCCCUCAUCAAGCUGUCAACACCUGUCACUUUCUCUAACACUGUCAUGGCUGCCUGUCUUCCCAACUCUGGUGACAUCCUGGCCAACAAUGCUCCCUGCUACGUCACCGGCUGGGGUCGUCUCUGGACUGGAGGUCCUAUUGCCGACAUCCUGCAGCAGGCCCUCCUUCCUGUGGUCGACCACUCCACCUGCACCAGGUCUGACUGGUGGGGCAGCCUGGUCACCAGCAACAUGGUCUGUGCUGGAGGAGACGGACAGCUGGCCAGCUGCAACGGAGACUCCGGCGGUCCCCUGAACUGUCAGAACCCUGAUGGCUCCUGGGACGUCCACGGCGUGGUGAGCUUCGGCUCCAGCAUGGGCUGCAACUACUCCAAGAAGCCCUCCGUCUUCACUCGAGUCAGCGCCUACAUCCCCUGGAUCAACAACGUGAGUGGAAAAGUGUUGGAUAAUGACAGUGAACCAGUGGACAGCAUGUACGACACAGAGGCCGACCUCCCGGGUUUAGCAAGCGGAGGCGGAGUCGACAGCCCAGAAGACGACACAGACGACGGUGUCAUCAACAUCAACAGCAGCAGCAAUGACCAGGACUUCACCACACCUAAGGAGGGCUCGCCCUACGAGGCACCUGUCUACAUUCCCGAUGACAUUCCCAUUCCCAGCGAACUGGAGCUGCGUGAGUCCUCUGUGCCCGGUGCCGGCCUGGGCGUCUGGGCCAAGACCUGCAUUGGUGCUGGCGAGCGGUUUGGUCUGCACAGCACGCUGCAUCAUGAGGCCACAGGCAGAGACGGCUCCUUUGGAUGGGAGUUGUAG